CGACUCCAUUCCGAUUCAAACACUUUUCUACUCCCCCCUCCUCUCUCGCCUUUAACAUUCGUUCCUUGGCCUGUGGGAUUUGGUGCGUGCAUGCCGGCAGGAGGAGCCCCAGGGCCCCAUCGUCCCGUGGUGGCAUCGCAUCCUACCAGUUCCUCCAUGGCCAAGGAAAGCAUGGCGCUUUAGGGCCCCCUUGCUUGCUCCCGUCCAUGUCCAUGUCAUCCCCUGUCGACGAUCGCCUCCUUUGAUCAUCGAGUAUAUAUAAGCGCGCACGGCGGCCUUGGAAAGGGAAGCCAUCGCGGGUCGCCUCGUUUGACACGGUGGUGGUCUUAGAGAGAGAAAGGGAGAGGAAGAGGUGGCCUGGUUGGACUUCUAGAGAGGGAGAGAGAGAAGAGAGGUGGCUGAAUUGUAUGAUGAAUGACUGGGAAAGGAUGGCCACGUCUGGGAGUUUGGAGUAAAUGGUGAGAGGGACUCCGGGAGGAAGAAGGUGGUAGUUCGGAGACGGCGCACGCGCGGCAGCCUCAUCUUUGCUGGGCUCCUUUGUGGCUACAAGAACGGCGGUAGGAGGUGGAUCGGAGGAGCUCUGCUUCUGCUUGCAUGGUGGGAGCAGGGGAGGAGCUCAAACCAGCUUGCUAACAUGGAACCGAGGAGGUUGGAGCAGUUAGUAUUCCUGCUCUGCUGCUUUGCGGCAAUCACAUGCAGGUUACACGCACAGGCUCAGGCCCAAACCACUUUGGAACACCUCAACAGCUCGCCUCACAUUGGAGCAGUGGGUAGAAUUUUGUCGGAUGCGGGGAAUACAUCGGAGAGCGCUCUGUCGAUGAGAACAAGGAGAAUUGAUCCUCUUGAUGGACUGAGGAAGUAUGAGGGAGGGUACAAUAUCACUGACAAGCAUUAUUGGAGUUCGACCAUAUUUACAGGUAGAUCUGGAUACGUGAUUGCAGCACUGUGGGUAAUUGGUGGUAUCAUUUUUCUGGGAACUAUAUUAGUCUCCAAGAUUUUAUGCACAAAAAGGAAAGAAAGAUACACUGAGUUCGACUUUUUCCUAGAGAGAUACGAAAUUUUGACUGUGAUACUGUGCAUCAUCCUUGCAGUUUUUGUCAUAGUUGCAUCAGCAGUCGCUCUUCGUGGCACAGUACAAUUCCACUCAAGAGCAGAAUCUGUGAAAGAGAUCAUUGGGACGACUGCACUCCAGGCGACAGCAACCAUUUACAACAUAACAGGAGCCAUUGAGAUGAUGCAAAACACAUCGAAGCUAUACAACUAUACCAGCCAAGCGUGGGAUCAUCUCAACUCCACAGUAGAGGCUCUCAACUCUGAAGCAAUGGAGAUUCAGGCAAAGGCAGAGAAGAAUAUGCGCCUGGUCAGCAGAGGAAUCAACACACUGGAACUUGUAACCAUUUUAACCGUUUCGCUGAACCUUGUUGCAGUUCUAGUGUUGUUGGUAGGAAGCCCCCUAAGACUGCAAAAACUGUGCUACUUGUGCCUGGCCUUGUGCUGGAUACUGACAGCCCUCUUCUGGAUGUACUUCGGCCUGUACUACUUCUUCGAUAAGUUCGCCGGCGACACGUGUGCCGCUCUGGACGAGUACCAGCUGAACCCUCAGAACAGCACGCUGGGCACCAUCAUCCCCUGCAGCGAGAAGUUCUCCGGUAGCAUAAUUCUGCACGAUGUCGGUGCAGGGAUCCAUGACAUCAUAGAUCAGGUGAACUCAAACAUCUACACCAUCAAAUCGGAGUACCCGGUGAAGCGGUUGGACUACAUCUGCAACCCCUUCACCGGGCCGCCGGAGUACCGGUACCGCCCCCAGAACUGCCCCUCCGGCGCCGCCACCAUCGGCGACAUCCCUCAGAUCCUGAAGAGGCUGACGUGCUCGGACUUUGGCGGCGGCGCCAGCUGCCGGCCGGCGGACCUCUCGUCGGCGAUCGAUUACGACAAGGUGCAGUCGUACACGAGCUCGAUCCAGAACGUGCUGGACAUCUUCCCGGGCACGGAGCGGCUGGUGAGCUGCGAGCUCGUGAAGGCCGGGUUCGCGGACAUCGUCGGCGGCCAGUGCGCCCCGCUGCGGCGCGGCGCGCGCGCGGCGUGGGGGGCGCUCGCCGCGCUGUCGGCGGCCAUGGCGCUGCUGCUGCUGCUCCUCCUGCUCGUGCUCACCGCGGCGCGGCGCCACCCCGGCGACGACCGGCUCUCGGUGCGGCACCUCACGUCCGCGACCAACUCGGAGAUCUCGGAGGCGGAGUUCGCCGAGAUGCACGCCAAGAAAGUGCGGAUCAGGGUCGGGCCGUGAGCCGCGCGAAAAGCUGACAUGGCUGGAAUUCAUUUUUGCUGUGUUCUUUAAUAUUUGUCAUUUGCAGAGGAGGGAAGAGUUGAGGAUGUAUACUGCUGCCGGUGGUCGAGACUGAUCCAGGAGAGAUCGUCCACCGCCGGCGCGCCAUUGCUGCGAAGAUGUUUGGGUUUCCGUUCUGUGGGAUGGUCUGGAGAAUCCAGCCAUUGUUGCGUUGGUGGCAUAGGAGAAAUUGAUUUGAUUCUGUACAUGAACAUCGAUCUGCAAAAGCAUUGAAGAAUAGCCAGUGCAAUUUGUUCUCCACAUGAGCAACAAAGGAUCAAUUGGAUGAUGAAGGUUUUGCGUGGUGCUCCGACACGUUCCUCCACUCAACAGUCGACACACACCCCGGGGCCCGGGGCCAUCCCUUCAAACCCGUCAGGCUGCAGUAAGCCAGUAAACCAAGACUCUUAACAAUAUUUCUAAACUCUAAAGCCCAGCUUGCUACUCGCUACAGCUCCUCGUUAAUGCGAGACAUGGAAAAUUGGGUGUCGCAACUAGAGUCGGAUUAGCACAAAGAAAUGUUUCUUGGAACAUUAAACGGCUAAAUUUUGGUUUGCCACUGCGACGUGCUUGUGUGCUUUAUUUGUCUUGUUUUCUUUCAAAAUCAGCACUCUUAGGCCGAAUGCUGCUUGUUUUUUCGUUUGUGUGGUUGAUUGGGCCCCUUUGUGGGCAAGAUUCAGGACAGGUUUCUAAUUUGCUUUCGGGCGGAUUCGUGUCCUUGUAAUUUCCUUGUUUCUUUUCUUUGUUUUUCCUUCCAAAUCUUGCUAUUUGUUGGUCAAAAUUUCACAUGACCAAGUUUUUAUAAUUCUCCCAAUUUUCAA
This is a messenger RNA of Setaria italica (foxtail millet), 3144 nucleotides long. RefSeq lists its product as uncharacterized. The transcript is spliced from 9 exons. The coding region runs from base 635 to 2284 and encodes 549 amino acids. The record is from RefSeq and is a predicted model, not a curated record. Lineage: Eukaryota; Viridiplantae; Streptophyta; Magnoliopsida; Poales; Poaceae. Gene Ontology annotation, cellular component: membrane.